Salvelinus sp. IW2-2015 is the source of this 645-nucleotide messenger RNA. Its product is annotated as intermediate filament protein ON3. The record is from RefSeq and is a predicted model, not a curated record. Gene Ontology annotation, molecular function: structural constituent of skin epidermis. Gene Ontology annotation, cellular component: keratin filament. Gene Ontology annotation, biological process: keratinization; intermediate filament organization. NCBI's taxonomy places the organism in Eukaryota, Metazoa, Chordata, Actinopteri, Salmoniformes, Salmonidae.
AAAAUCAGGUGAUAACCUGAGAAGAGGUGCCUUUCCCUAAACUCUGAGUCUGAUACUUGAGACUCCUUCUCUCUCUGUCAUUCUGACAAGAACACAAAGACAAGAUGUCCAAACCAGGUGGAUACAGCAGCCAGUCCGACACUCCCUCCGGUAACAAGCCCAAAAGCUACCCGAACGUCACCACUAACAAGGACCUUCUAGAGCCCAACAACCCGAAGGUGGACCCGAAGGACCAGUCAGCCAAGAGCCAGGAGAAGGACCAGAUGGUUGGACUCAACGACAAGUUUAUAGCGUUCAUUGACAAGGUGCAAAACCUGGAGCAGCAGAACAAGGUCCUGGACACGCGCCUGAAGAUCCUGAAGGAGCAGGAGGACUACCAAGGCAACGUGGACGCUGUGGUCCAACAGCUGGCCAACGAGUUGCAGCGGCAGAUCGAGAACCUGGCCCGGGACAAACAGAAACUGAAGCAGGAGGUGGCCCGCUGCCAGGACGAAGUGGGCCAGACACGCAACAAGUACCAGGAUGAGAUCCAGAAGAAGUCGGAUCUGGGGAAUGACUUUGUGAUCAACAAGAAGGAUGUGGGAUGAGGCCAACUGGCAGCCGUGGAUCUGGCUCUGGAACUGGAGACCUGAUGGAGAACUGGAC